CUAAUGUGAGUGCUACCAGUUUCAAGAUCUCUGUCCCUGAACUGACAGCAGACUAAACAGUAGCCAUAUACAGCCACACAGUGCCACCUUCUUAGUGGCCGCACCCGCACCAAUAGAGCCACCCUGUUAAACGCAUAGCCUUGUUUCAGUCACCACCUUAGCUGCUGGAUCUGAGGGGCAGAGUCUGUGGCAAAGACUUUGAAAGCCUUUGCUCUGGUGUUGUAUUACCUGUCAUUCUGUGAUCUUAGGCUUCCUACUUGGUUAAAGAAUAACGAAAGAAAACUGGCCUACGCCUUCUCUGCCUUCACUAACCCCGAGAGAGGAAGAUCCCGUUUGAGAAAGUGGCACGGAGGAGCGCAUUGGAAGGUGUCGCAAUAGUAGCAUUGGGCGUAGGGUUCUUCUUAGGCAUGAGCAAACUUUAAUCAAUUUUAAUUAACCAAUCACCCGGAUAUUUGGAUGAAACAGCAUUUUCUGACUGUGAAAAACUCCUUUCCGUGUGUUUCUGCUUCAGCAUAGAAACUUCCACUGUAUGCUCCCCUGCACUUGCGGAUAGGCAGAACUCGCCAUGCUUAACAAUGGGAAUGUGCCGGGCCAGCAAGACCAGGAGAAGCAGGACAAGCUGCCCGAAGAAAGCCAGCAGAGUGGGCCCCCGGCUGUGUCCCAAGUAGCUUGUCCGUAUCCCCGGUUGGAAAUAAAAAAGAACGCCAUCACGGACAACUAUCGGGUGUCAAACCAAGUGCUUGGUUUAGGGAUUAAUGGCAAAGUACUAGAGUGCUACGACAAGAAGACUGGAGAAAAAUACGCUUUAAAGUUACUCUAUGAGAGUCCAAAGGCACGUCGAGAAGUGGAGCUACAUUGGCGGGCAUCAGGAGUACCACACAUUGUCAGGAUCCAGGAUGUCUAUGAGAAUAUGUAUCAUGGGAAACGAUGUAUCCUAAUUGUCAUGGAAUGCAUGCAGGGAGGAGAACUUUUUACCAGGAUUCAACAACGUGGAGACCAGGCCUUUACUGAGAGAGAGGCCUCUGAGAUAAUGCGUGACAUUGGAACAGCCAUCCAACACUUACAUUCUGUGAAUAUUGCACACAGAGAUCUUAAGCCAGAGAAUCUGCUUUAUACAUCAAGGGAAACAAAUGCUGUUCUGAAACUUACUGACUUUGGAUUCGCCAAAGAAACAACGGUACAAAAUGCCUUGCAAACUCCCUGUUAUACUCCAUAUUAUGUCGCUCCAGAGGUCUUGGGUCCAGAGAGGUACGAUAAAUCCUGUGACAUGUGGUCCUUGGGUGUCAUCAUGUACAUUCUUCUGUGUGGAUACCCACCAUUUUACUCCAAUACUGGACAGGCAAUCUCUCCUGGGAUGAAGAGCAGAAUACGGAGGGGGCAGUACACGUUUCCAAAUCCUGAAUGGUCAGAGGUUUCAGAAGGAGCAAAACAGCUGAUUAGCCAGUUAUUGAAGACAGACCCAACAGAGAGAAUGAGCAUCAUUCAGUUUAUGAACCAUCCUUGGAUAAAUCAAUCCAUGGUUGUACCUCAAACACCACUCCAUACAACUCGAGUCCUUCUGGAAGAGAAAGAUUUGUGGGAUGAUGUAAAGGAAGAGAUGACUUGUGCCCUCGCCACCAUGCGAGUAGAUUAUGACCAAGUGAAGAUCAAGGAUCUGGAUAACUCCUCUAACAAACUACUGAAGAAAAGACGCAAGAAACAGGCAGAUGCAGGGAGCUCAGCAGCCUGCAACAAUCAGUAAAUCCUCUGCUAGAACUGCCAGUAGUCCAUCUGGCAGGAAAGGGAUUUGAAAGGGAAUACCACUGUCUGCAAAAUUUCCAUGACACAAAUCGCACUGAAGACACCAAAGAUAAUUCAGUAUGUGCCAGUGCCUUCUUAACAUCCCGUAGUAGGAGAAGAAGGAGUCAUAAGGCUAUUCUGUUGUUGGACAUAAGUAGGCAAACCGCUACUCUGCAGAGUUGCUAUUGGCACUGAUACCAUCCACAACACAUACCUCCAUAAGUAUUCAGCCUUACUGAGUGUGCAAAGUGUUAGCACCUGAACACACAAUGCUAUAGUCAGUAUGCUAAACAAAGAAAAAGCAAAGAUUCUUUAACUGUACAUGUUAACUACAGUGCAUGGUUUACCUGGUAGGAUAGUUUAUUGUUUGUAUGGCGUUUUUUUUUUUUUUUUUGAGGAGCUGCCUGCUCAGCUGCAAGCCCUGAUUGCCCUACUAUCAAUUGUACCUUCAUUUGUACCAAAGAACGGAUGCGGUAUGGAAUGCAGAGACGUAACAUUUUACAGUCUUUAUCAGAAUAUAAGUGGUUAAUCUAAGUUUCUUCACUUUGCAAACACUGCACAGACAUUUUGUAUCAGAACUGCUCAAAACAAUUACAAAGUAGAAAGAGACAGCAUAUUAACAGAUAAAUAAUCUUAUUCAACUAACUGUAACUGUCUUCUGCAUUACAAACAUUGUUGCAGAAGUCCUAAGUGAUGUAACAAGUGGCCACAAUGUGGCAAGACCUUUCUGGUCACUACUUUCAGCAUUGUUCCCUCCAUGUCCUUCUUCAUAUCUUUUAUCAUUCUGUUUAGGCCAGAUGUAUAUUCAGAAGUAUUAAUAAGCAUAGACAUCCCCUUUGUAUGUCACACUAACCUCAACCUUUUCUGAGCAUAAACAAACCUGAUGGUUUCAUUUUUGGGUAAAUUGUCUCAGGAAGUAGCCAGCUGUUUUGGUGAAAAGGAAUAAAGGCCUGACUAUAACGCAGUUGUCCUAGGUUUUGAAUUGUGGCUUGGGUGUAUUUUGGAGCUGGCAAGAGAGAAGAAGGGAAUAAUGCUUCUUAACUGGAGCAGGGAGGGGAAGGCAGGGCACAUGCCCAGAUAUGUUUAUCUUGGUAGACUCUGUAAUGGAGAUUUGAGAUUACACAGGGGCACUGUCUUUGAGGGGGUAGGUUGGCCUUGAGGGGUAACAUCACUCAUGGAAUUGAAGGACACGCCUUUACUGGCAUGCCCAUUUCACACUAAUUCCUAGUAGUGGCACAGGAAAUUCAUAGUGGGGUUGGGGUCUUAGCAAAAAUAAAAAGACCCUCUUGGAUGCCGGCAUGACAGCCCUGUGAUUGACUUUUACCAAGAGUGAGUAAGUGGUCUAGUUCUAACCUACAGGAAAUGAAUGGGUCACUACAUUUUGGGGGAGGCGGUUGGUAGGCAGCAGGGGCCAAAAUAUGGUAAAAAAAAAUCUCUCAAAGAAGUAGACCAUAAAUAACUAUUAAAUCGGCUUAAUAAUAACAAAGCACUCCUAUAUUUAUAGUAGUCAUCAGAAUGUAAUAUAUGCAUGGAAUUUCUAGAUAAGGCACAUAAGAUAGAGAUGGCUACAAUGGAAACAGUUUGUUAUUGUAAUAAAUACAAAUAUAAAAUCUUAUAUUUUAAUUGUCAGAAUCUAAUUCUGUUGCCUCUCUCAACUCAGAAAUAAUAUUUUUUUACCAUGUAUCCAUUAUGUUCCGUGGGUUUUGGGUCACAUGGUAAUUUGUUCCUGGUCAGAUUUUCCAGAAUAUUUCUUAAAGUUACUGUAGCAAACCCAGAUAAAAGCACAGUCAACUGUUUUAAAAUACAUAUAGUGUGUUCCACCUUUUUGAAAUCAAUCACCAGCUUUUUUUCUGCAAGCUAAUACACCAGCUGAGAUUACAGUUAUUUUCUGCUAGGAACUCAGUGGAAUAGAAUUUCACUGUGGAUAAGUAUUGUUAUUCUUUCAGCUACCAGCUGUUAUGAGGGAAUUGAUUAAGCAUUAUCCUCUGGUAUGAUCACACUAAGUGAAGGAAACAAUUGCAUGGUUCUGUUCAUAUUAAAAUUAAUUCCUCUUUGUAGCCUUCUGUGAGAUAAAUAUAUGAACGAUUAUUUCAUGAAGGCCGGGAGUCAGACUUAACUCAUUUACAGACAGAAAACAUAGCUAGAAGUGACCAGAGGACGCAUGCAGAAUUUAGUGACAUUAGAACUGGUACAGCAUAUGUCUAAUGUGCAAAGAUUUACAGUUUCUGCUUAAGCUUGUGUAAUGGCUGAUUCUAAGCAAGUCUAACAAAUAUACUACAAAGAAUUAAGACUGAGCUUCUAUCAGAUUUCAUUUUGUAGUCAUAGGUUUGAUUCUGUUAGACUGCACUUUUGUACAGUCUGAUUCUGAGUAAGUCACUUAACAGAGGUCACAUUGCCCAUGGAAUAAAUGUAUUAUGCCUAGAGGAUUUGCCUGGUUAGUUAUUGAAUUCAAAUUUCCCUGAACUUAUGCUCCCAGAUUGCCCUAUGCAAAAUGACUUCAGUUGUAUUGGAAUUACAAGGAUGAUAAGAUUUCCUUUCUUUUUUCUUUACAUUAGUAUAUCUCACUGUAAAAUGUUGUGCAUAUUUGUUCUUAAGCUGGCAUCAGAUCUUACAACUUCAAUUCUGUUUUGUUCCUUAUUUAUCGUUAUGUAUGUCUAGAAGCUGUUUAUCAGUUUUUACUUUAGAUUUUAUGAUUAAAGCAAUGAUUUUAGUAGA
Protopterus annectens (West African lungfish) is the source of this 4494-nucleotide messenger RNA. It is a transcript of the gene MAPKAPK3, whose product is annotated as MAPK activated protein kinase 3. Gene Ontology annotation, biological process: intracellular signal transduction; response to cytokine; toll-like receptor signaling pathway. The record is from RefSeq and is a predicted model, not a curated record. The transcript is spliced from 10 exons. Bases 566 to 1741 code for a protein of 391 amino acids. NCBI's taxonomy places the organism in Eukaryota, Metazoa, Chordata, Ceratodontiformes, Protopteridae. Gene Ontology annotation, cellular component: cytoplasm; nucleus. Gene Ontology annotation, molecular function: calmodulin binding; calcium/calmodulin-dependent protein kinase activity; ATP binding.